UUUAACAUCCGGUCAAUUUAUGUUUGCUGGUUGAAGAAUAUUUUGUUUGAUUAACGAGGACAAUGGAUACAGAAUUAGAUGAACAGUUAGAAGGGACUGGAAGCGGAAUUGAAGAUGAUGAUGAAGACUUUCCCACUGAGUGGACUGUAGUUGAUGAUGCUGGUGAUGACAUGCUAUCAUCUUCAGAAGACAGCUCUGUAACCACAAAGAAAGUUGACAGUUCUGACAAAAAGGACAAGUCAUCAAGUAGUAGACACAGCAAAGAAUCUGCAAACAGAAAGAAAGAUGAUGGAAGUUCAAAGUCAAAGAGAGAUGAUGGAAGUUCAAAGUCUAAACGAGAUGAUAAGAGUUCAAGGUCUAAGAAAGAUGAUGGGAGUUUGAAGUCCAAGAGAGAUGAUGGGAGUUCGAAGUCCAAGAAAGAUAGUGGGAGUUCAAGGUCAAACAAAGAUGAUGGGAAUUCAAAGUCCAAGAGAGAUGAAGGAAGGAGGACUGAAAGGUCACAGGCAAGUAAGUCCAAUGGCACCCACAGUCAUAGUAGACAGAAAUCGGUUGACAGAAAAUCAGACUCCAAUUCCAGAAGUAGGAGGCACGAUUCUCGAGAUCGGAGGAGUUCAAGAUCACAAGAUAAAAAAGCUGACUCAAGUUCUAGAGAUAAAAAGCAUGACUCUCAAGAUGAUAAAAUGUCUAAAGAGAGUACAUCACAUUCAACCAGUUCAAAAGUGGCAGAAACCAAUGAUGUUGUUCAGGUUGAUGGCAGCACUAAAGUUAAACUUGAAGAUAACGAGAAAGGUAAAAAUAAAGAGACGUUGAAACCGAAAGAGACUGAAGAAAAAGAUGAACCUUUGCCAAGUGGGUACCCACUGCCAAGCAUAUCUACAGAUUUGGUUUUGUUCACCGGCUACAAGCAAAGUACAAGAUGUCGUCUGGUCACUGGCGGAGCAGAGAAUCCUCCAGAGGUGAUCCCAUACCAUCCUACCAGUAAUACUCCAGGACGAAAAAUGAUCAAAUGGGGCAUGCGUAUUUAUCCCAUAUUUUGGGCAGACCUGACACAGAUAGAAAUGACGAAAGUGUUCAACAUUUGUGCACAUAUUGGCAUAUUUUUCUUUCAGUUUCCAAAGAAUCCCCCUAAACAUGGUGACAUAAGUCUCAUGCUACACCACCCAAAUCAUGUUAAAGAUAUUUUUCUGAAGCUUACGGAGAUGACAAUGACUGCACCAGAAUGCAACAUUUUCGUGAACAGAAGAAAAGAUGAUGGUACUUUUGAGACAGCUGAAGUAAAGUUCCUUCAUAAGAUAAAUCAAGACCUGAAUCCGAUUCCUCGCAAAGACCGAUCUACUGUAGAAGGAAAGGAAGAAAAUAGAACAAUUAAAGUACAGAAUAUUCCCGAAGGGACAUCAAAGGAAAUGGUGCAAGUGAUGUUUCCUUUAUCGGAAGUUGCUGAAAUCACAUUUAGUGGAUCGAGUAGGGGAGAAGUAACAGGGACAACUAUUGUAAAGUUCCGAAAUCCAGGCUUUGUGAAGCAGGUGAUGACUUGUUAUGAACACAUGAAAAUAGGGAGUAACAAACUCACUCUAACCUUUACUGGCAAACUCAUUGAUACUGAGAAGGAUACAGCAAAGAAGGAUACAGCAAAGAAGGAUACAGUAAAGAAGGAUACAGUAAAGAAAGUAACUGGAGAAACAGACACUAAAAAUCCUGUAAAGAAGAGUAGAUUUGACAGCCGAGGUCCGGUUCAUUCUAGUUAUCAUUCCACCAAUAAGAAUUCCAACCGAGGCAACCCGGAGAGGGACAUCAGUCGGUUGAGGCAGCAGAGAUGGGAGAUGGAGCGACGGGCGUUGGUGUUGAAACAACAGAACCUGAUGGUGGUGCAGCAGGUACAGGACAAAGCGAUCCUCGCAACAAACAUGAUGGCGUCUGGUGGAGUGUCAGGUAUUCUUGGACCACCACCUAUACCAAUGAACUUUGUUCUCCCAGCCUUACCAGAGGGUUUAUCUCUCGGAGAAAAACAGCACUUAAUGGUCAUCGAACAACAAAAACUGAAACUGCUCAAACAGAAUAUGCAGAUGCAACAAAUCUCUGACAAUGCACUCAGUCAGAUUCAGCAGCCUCUUAGAAACAAAAGUGAGCUUGACCUGGAAGACGAGUUUGUACGGAGAGUUGAUGGUAACCGUGGUGAUGUGGGUCAGUCGAGACAAGGGAAAGAGGAAAGGGAUGUGUGGCGGGAGGAACGAAACAUGAAUUUGCCUCCAGGGGAUCGGGAAGCAGAUGACAGAGACAGGUUUGAUCACAAAGACCGUCUGUAUUCUGACCAGCAACGGCAGUCUUCUUUUCAAAUGCCCCCAGAACGUGUACAGAAUGCUGAGGAUGUAUAUGGAUUGCAAAGAGAGAAACAAAAUGAAGAACUUGAAUGGGACAGGAUUGAUAGACGUCAGUCUGACCAAGAUGUACUCUAUGAAGAUAGAAUGAGAGAGACAGACAGGUUGAGUCCUAAGUGGACAAAUCGAGACAGAUCUAUGCCACGCCGAGAUUUGCAAGAUCGUGACAUGCCACUUCGAGAUAGGUCGAGUGGAGAUUUUCCAGAUCGUGAUAUGCCACUUAGAGAUAGGUCGAGUGGAGAUUUUCCAGAUCGUGAUAUGCCACUUAGAGAUAGGUCGAGUGGAGAUUUUCCAGAUCGUGAUAUGCCACUUAGAGAUAGGUCAGACAGAGAUUUUUCAGACCAUGAUAUGCCACUUCGAGAUAGGUCAGGCAGAGAUUUUCCAGAUCAUGAUAUGCAACUUCGAGAUAGGUCAGGCAGAGACUUACCAGAUCGAGACCUACCAGUCAUUGAUUAUGUCAGUAGAGAUUCUGAUAGGAUUCAGCAAAGAGGAGUACAAGAGAGUGAUUUUCAACAACAGAUGCAUGAAUUCAGUGAGCCGAGCUAUAGCGGAGUUGAUAAGGGUUCUGCUAUGUAUGGUAAGGUCGAGAACAGACAUGGCGGCGUCUCCCUGAAACGUCGGUUUGAAUCCGAAGAAGCAGUGUCAGCAAAGAGGUUGAUGUCUGGCAGCAGUAGCAGUUCGACUGGCUUCAUUCAAGGUGAUGGUGGGAUUACCAGACAGCCAGGGCUGUUUCAACCUCAACUUCAACCACUGGUGCAAGUCUCGGGGCAAAUGUCUUCUGCCAUGCCAACCUUCCCAGUGCAGCAGCCGCCACCGGCUACCAUGGCAGGCUUUCCAAUGCAAAAGCCGUCUGCAACCAUGGCAACGUUCCCAGUGCAACAGACAUCUGCUACCAUGGCAGCCUUAGUUCAGCAGCAAAUGUCUGCGCCCAUGGUAGCCUUUCCAGUACAGCAGCCGUCUGCUACCAUGGCUACAUUUCCAAUGCAGCAGCCAUCUGCUAGCAGGAGAACCUUUCCAGUGCAGCAGCAGCAGAUGUCUACACCUUUGACAGCCUUUCCAAUUCAGCAGCCACCUGCUGCCAUGGCAACCUUACCAGUACAGCCGUAUCUGGAAAAGAUGCCGAAUACGGAAACACAAAGAGCAUCCAAACCACCCAGACCACCUCAUCAGCUUCUUCAGAAGGAGCAGCAACAGCAGCAGUGGCAAAAAAACCAACAACAACAACAGCAGCAGCAGAAGCCACAACAAAUGUUCAAGCCAACGAAAAAGCAGAAUAAAUACCAACAGCAACAAAAACAGCAGAAAUUGAAACAACAACAGAAAGUGCAGCAGGAGCAACAGGAGCAACAACAGCAGCUGAAACUGCUGCAUCAAUUGAUGCAGAAACAACUGAUUCAGGAAUCGGGAAGAUUUUCACAGCAGUCAAAUAAUAGAUAAGAGACGUGAAAGACUCUAAGAACGGGUGAAACAGAAAGAUCAUGUCACUAAUUUUAUUCAUGUCUUCACAGAGAGACCAGAGUCGUUUCCAGUUUCAGUUUUGAAGCCCUCGACUAUAAAAUACAUUGUAUAUCUAUUAUGAUUCAUGAAAAUGAAACACAACUCUCAUUUUGGCCUGACAGGAAAGUUCAGGAAGACAGGAAAUGGAACAUUUGCCUCCAGAAUGAAUUGGUGUGGAAAUGUGAUGCCCGCUGUGAGAAGAAGGGUUGCGAAACCAAAUGAAGAUUUUAGACAUCUCUGUUUCUGGUUCUCGACUUAUAUAUAUAUUGUCCACGACUUGAUUUUUGUUAAGACUAGCCAUUGGAUGCAACCCUUGAAUGAUUUAUCAUUAUGUGGGCUAAAUCUAAUAGCAAACAACGAGUGGGAAGUAGUGUUUAUGUGAGCUAAGUUCUGACAAUAUGCUUGAAGCCUAAUUGGAUAGAAGCACAAAAAUAAGUAUAAAUGAAUAAAAUGAAGUUAUUUGUUAUUUUUGCAUGUGGUAUGCUACCACUCAUAUAACAUCAGAUUAAGAUGGCAUGAGAUGGAUAUCUCAAAAGGUUUGUGGUCAACCUAUCUUGAUUUUUUGUUUGUAUGGUAUUUUACCAAAUGACCACUUCCUUAUAAAAAUAGUAAUCAUGAAGUCCUCUUUAUAAAAAUAGUAAUCAUGAAGCCCUCUCAUUAUUGCAAUAUUAUUCACAGAAUAUAUACUGACAUAAAAUGUAGUGAAGUGCAUGUUAAAGUGAAUGGUGGUGUGCAACCAGAAGACUGGAUUUCAGUUUAAUAUUUUGUUACACAUUAACACACACACGGUGUGGACAACAAGACUAGACUUCAGUCUAACAUUCUGUCACACAUACACACACCAACAUACACACACACAGUGUGGACAACAAGCCUGGACUUCAGUUUAAUAUUUUGUCACACAUAAACACACAGGCACACACACACACAUAAGGUGUGGACAACGAGACUGGACUUCAGUCUAACAUUCUGUCACACAUACACACACCAACAUACACACACACGGUGUGGACAACAAGCCUGGACUUCAGUUUAAUAUUUUGUCACACAUAAACACGGGCACACACACACACAUAAGGUGUGGACAACAAGACUGGACUUCAGUCUAACAUUCUGUCACACAUACACACACCAACAUACACACACACGGUGUGGACAACAAGCCUGGACUUCAGUUUAAUAUUUUGUCACACAUAAACACACAGGCACACACACACACAUAAGGUGUGGACAACAAGACUGGAUUUCAUUCUUGACAUUUUGUUACACAUACACACACCAACAUACACACGGUGUGGACAACAAGACUGGAUUUCAUUUUUGACAUGUCACACAUACACACACCAACAUACACACACGGUGUGGACAACAAGACUGGAUUUCAUUCUUGACAUUUUGUUACACAUAAACUUUGAGCUAAAUUUACGACGCCUGUUUUUUCUUAAACGCAGGCAUUUAAACAUUGUAAAUGUAUGUAGUUACACAUGUGUAAGACAUAAACAGGUGUUUAAACAUUGUAAAUGUAUAAAGUUGCACAUGUGUAAGACAACAGGUGUUUAAACAUUGUAAAUGUAUAUAGUUACACAUGUGUAAGACAUAAACAGGUGUUUAAACACUGUAAAUGUAUGUAGUUACACAUGUGUAAGACAUAACAGUCUUUGUAAAUUCGGCCCGUUAUGUAUGAAAAAUUACACAUCAUGUAUAUGAAAUUUGAUGGUUUCAGAUUGUAAAUAAAGAAUGUAUCUUGUGAGGAACUGAAUGUUGCUUUUUUUAUGAUCAUUGGUGUAUUUUUGAAAUAUUGUCACUUGGUGAAUUAAACAGUGAAUUUUG
Molecule: messenger RNA, 5702 nt
Organism: Gigantopelta aegis
Lineage: Eukaryota; Metazoa; Mollusca; Gastropoda; Neomphalida; Peltospiridae
Exons: 16
Coding region: 63-3812 (1249 amino acids)
Molecular function (GO): RNA binding
Source: RefSeq, a predicted model, not a curated record